AUGCUGUUCACAUCGCGGUCCACGUGGAUUUUGGCUUCGGCCAGCGUGCGUGCGCUCGCAGCAACAACUUUCCAGUCCACAGGAAACCCUAUCCUUGCAGACGGCUCCUAUUAUUCUGCUGAUCCAGCGCCAUUAGUCAUAAACGACACACUUUACAUACUAGCAGGACGAGAUCAAGCCGCCGCCAACGUGAACAAUUUUGUGAUGAACGAAUGGGAGAUUUUUAGUACUACUUCAGCAACUCCAGCAGGCGGCUCAUGGACUCUCUAUCCGGCGAUCGCAACUCCUCAGAGCAUUUUCAAGUGGGCUAUUGCUGGCACGGCAUAUGCAGCACAGAUUGUGAAAGGCGUCAAUGGGAAGUUCUAUCUCUACGCUCCAGUUACGGAAGCGAACUCCAACAAUGCGGACAAGUUUGCAAUUGGUGUUGCAGUGUCAAGCAGCCCAUUAGGACCUUUUACCGAUGCACACCCUGUAGGACCUAUCCUAUCGCAAUCAAUUCCUUCGCCUGGAAACGACAUUCAGAACAUUGAUCCUACCGUACUUGUGGACGACGAUGGCAAAGUGUACAUCUACUACGGUACAUUCGGUGCACUCCGAGGGUACCAAUUGUCGAGCGAUAUGGCUACUACAGUUGGCUCUGUCACUACCGUGAACAAUUUGACAGGGUUCUUUGAAGCGCCCUGGAUCAUGAAGCGCUCCGGAACAUACUACAUGCUCUACGCUGCAAAUAACGCCGGCGCAAAUUCACCCUGCACUCCAACAUCGUACCACGCGUGCAUAGCAUACGGAACGGCCUCUUCCCCUCUCGGACCCUGGACAUUCCGCGGCGUCAUCUUAGACAUCGUCUCUUCGACCACUUCUCACCCUGGUGCAGUGGAGUACAGGGGCAAGUGGUACCUCGUGUACCACACAGCCGAUGCAACCAACAGCGGCCACUUCCGCCGAAGUGUAGCGUGGGAUGAGCUCAAUUUCGACACACAAUCGCCCCCGCGUAUCAACAAGGUUGUGCAAACUCGCCGCGCCGUAACCGCUCCUGUUCCAACACGGAACCUUGCCGCGAAAGCAAAGGCGAGCUCCGUCAACGCAACACCCAUCCAGUACUGGGUUGAGGCUUUGCACGAUGGCAAGAUUCCUUCGAAUCCGCUGCCGCCAGACUACUGGUGCUCAUACGAUGGCGAUGCGUCGCCAAAGACGAACACUCUUAUCUACACGUGGAGCUGGGCGGUCGCACUGAACGGUGUGCGCAUGGCUUUCUUCGCUGACCAGCCGGCAGGAUCGAACAUUGGAGUACCUCCACCUGCGAGCUGGAAGGUUGAGUACUUGAAUCCUGCGGGGCAAUGGACUGUAGUGGCGAACUCGAGUGCGUACCCGGUGACGGUUACGGAUAACCCUUCAGAGGUCAAGUUUACACAGAUCACUACGGCAUCGAUUCGCGCAGUAUUAACUGCGUCUGUAAGUGGCAAUCAGUAUGGAGGUAUUGGCGUGAAGGAAUGGGAGGCCCUUGCGCCGACCGCUUCGUAG
Messenger RNA from Didymosphaeria variabile, 1521 nucleotides. RefSeq lists its product as uncharacterized. The coding region runs from base 1 to 1521 and encodes 506 amino acids. The record is from RefSeq and is a predicted model, not a curated record. Gene Ontology annotation, biological process: carbohydrate metabolic process. The transcript has 2 exons. Lineage: Eukaryota; Fungi; Ascomycota; Dothideomycetes; Pleosporales; Didymosphaeriaceae. Gene Ontology annotation, molecular function: hydrolase activity, hydrolyzing O-glycosyl compounds.